ACAUACAUAAAGUCAUUAACACAUAAUUAACAACUCUAUAUAUAACACCCUAUAGCCCAAUGUAGUUGCUCUCAUUCAACAAAAACCCUAAAUUAUUACUUACUUCAAAGAUGGAAGAAGCACAAAAGCAAGAUGAAGGAGGGUGGCUGAAUUUGAGUGUGACUAGCACUACUAGUCCUCCUCUUCCAAUAGAAGCAAGGAAGACGUUCCCGUGCAACUUCUGCAGGCGUAAAUUCUACAGCUCGCAGGCGUUGGGAGGGCACCAGAAUGCUCACAAGAGGGAGAGAGGUCUUGUCAGACAUUAUCAGACAGGAAGGAUUGUGAUGGCAAGAUCACUUGGUGUACAAGCUCACUCUCAGAUUCACAAGCUGCCUGUGUCAUGCCGGGCUGAGGAGGGAAGGCCGGGCCAUGGAUUGGGAGGUCAUAUCUUGUAUGAAGCAGCGGAUCAUGCAGUUUGGCCGGGGAGUUUCAGAUUCGGACAUCAACAGGCGAAGAAGGAGGACGAGGAGGAGGAGGAAGUUCUUGAUUUGAAUCUUAAACUUUGAAAUUAUUUUAGUAUGUUGUAAGAAUUAAGAUUACUUAUAGUAUUUGAGUGAUGUAACA
Molecule: messenger RNA, 603 nt
Organism: Salvia splendens (bonfire salvia)
Lineage: Eukaryota; Viridiplantae; Streptophyta; Magnoliopsida; Lamiales; Lamiaceae
Product: zinc finger protein 4
Exons: 1
Coding region: 111-545 (144 amino acids)
Source: RefSeq, a predicted model, not a curated record